Molecule: messenger RNA, 789 nt
Organism: Caenorhabditis bovis
Lineage: Eukaryota; Metazoa; Nematoda; Chromadorea; Rhabditida; Rhabditidae
Source: the annotation of a GenBank genome assembly
AUGAACUCGGAAAUCCAUAUUUGGGAUUUGGACAUUAUGAAUACCGUAACUCCGUUCUUGACAUUGGGAAAACAAUCGAGUUCUCGUCGAAAAAAGCGCGACAACAGCCAACAGGGCCAUUCGGACGCGGUCAUCUCGUUGGCGUGGAAUCGUCUGACGACGCACGUGCUCGCCAGCGGCGGCGCCGACAAACAAGUGGUGUUGUGGGAUUUGGACGAGGCGAAGCCGGCGCAGGCGAUACCGAAUCGCGGCGGCGAAGUGCAAAGCCUCCGCUGGCAUCCGAACGAGUCGACGUUCAUUCUGCUCGGCACAAUGAACGGCGACGCGCAGGUUGUCGAUUGUCGCGACACGUCCGGACAGCCGUCGGCCGCUUGGAAGUUCGAUGGGCAAAUCGAGAAGGUGCUCUGGAAUCACUUCAAUCCGUUCACCGCCUUCGUUUCCAGUGAUGAUGGAAAAUUGCGAUAUUUGGACAUGCGCAAACCGGGCGAAUGCAUUUGGGAGGGAAUCGCGCACGAGGGUCCCGUUGGCGGAUUGACGCUGUCGGCGAAGACUCGCGGAUUAUUGGUGACGGUUGGAGAGGAUCAGAUGAUGAACGUGUGGAAGGUGAACGAUUCGACGAAUUCCAUCGACAAAGUGCAUUCGGAGAAGUUGCACAUCGGCGAGCUCCACUGCGCUCAGUUCAAUCCCGACGUCGCCGCGGUGUUGUCGAUCGGCGGCACCGCCGAGGAUCUGAUUCGCGUCGUCGAUCUCACCAAAUACGAGCCGGUGGUGGAGGCGUUUUCGCAAUAG